Messenger RNA from Tetrahymena thermophila SB210, 1860 nucleotides. RefSeq names its product kinase domain protein. Gene Ontology annotation, biological process: nucleocytoplasmic transport; activation of GTPase activity. The record is from RefSeq and is a predicted model, not a curated record. Gene Ontology annotation, cellular component: perinuclear region of cytoplasm; cytosol; nucleus. NCBI's taxonomy places the organism in Eukaryota, Ciliophora, Oligohymenophorea, Hymenostomatida, Tetrahymenidae. The transcript has 21 exons. Gene Ontology annotation, molecular function: small GTPase binding; GTPase activator activity.
AUGCCUAUUUAAUUUAUAAAAGGUGAAAUUGGUAAUUAAAUUGGUGAUGAAGGUAUAUCAGGCUUAGGUUUUGGUUUAGCAAAUUGCAUUAAUCUCUCAAAUUUGACACUUCAGCUUGAUGGCAAUAAAAUUGGUAAAAAGGGUGCAUCAGGUUUAGGUUCUGGUUUAGCAAAUUGCAUUAAUCUCUCAAAUUUGUCACUUUACCUUGAGAAUAAUUAAAUUUGUGCAAAGGGUGUAUCAGGUUUAGGUUCUGGUUUAGCAAAUUGUGUUAAUCUCUAAAAUUUGACACUUAACCUUCGUGGCAACAAAAUUGAUGAUGAAGGUGCAUUAGGUUUAGGUUCUGGUUUAGCAAAUUGCAUUAAUCUCUCAAAUUUGACACUUAACGUUUCGUAUAAUGAAAUUGGUGAUGAAGGUACAUAAGGCUUAUGUUCUGGUUUAGCAAAAUACAUUAAUCUCUCAAAUUUGUCACUUGACCUUGGGAACAAUUAAAUUUGUGCAAAGGGUGUAUUAGGUUUAGGUUCUGGUUUAGCAAAUUGCGCUAAUCUCUCAAAUUUGACAAUUAGCCUUUACUACAAUAAAAUUGGUGAUGAAGGUGCAUCAUGCUUAGGUUCUGGUUUAGCAUAUUGCAUUAAUCUCUCAAAUUUGACACUUAUCCUUUAGAACAAUUAAAUUUGUGCAAAGGGUGCAUAAGGCUUAUCUUCUGGUUUAGCAAAUUGUGUUAAUCUCUAAAAUUUAACACUUAACAUUAGUUAUAAUAAAAUUGAUGCAAAGGGUGCAUCAGGCUUAGGUUCUGGUUUAGCAAAUUAAAUUAAUCUCUCAAAUUUGUCACUUGAUCUUGGUUAAAAUUAAAUUGGUGAUGAAGGGGUAUCAGGCUUAGGUUCAGGUUUAGCAAAUUGCAUUAAUCUCUCAAAUUUGUCACUUUACCUUAAUUAAAAUUAAAUUGGUGAUAAAGGGGUAUCAGGCUUAGGUUUUGGUUUAGCAAAUUGCAUUAAUCUCUCAAAUUUGACACUUAGCCUUUUGAAAAAUAAAAUUGGUGAUGAAGGUGCAUCAAGCUUAAGUUCUGGUUUAGCAAAUUACAUUAAUUGCUCAAAUUUGUCACUUGACCUUCGUACCAAUUUAAUAGGUGAAAUGGGUGCAUCAAUCUUAGGUUCUGGUUUAGCAAAUUGCAUUAAUCUCUAAAAUAUGUUACUUUACCUUGAUUAAAAUUAAAUUGGUGAUGAAGGGGUAUCAGGCUUAGGUUCAGGUUUAGCAAAUUGCAUUAAUCUCUCAAAUUUGUCACUUUACCUUAAUGGCAAUAAAAUUGGUGAUGAAGGUGCAUCAGGCUUAGGUUCUGGUUUAGCAAAUUGCAUUAAUCUCUCAAAUUUGUCACUUCACCUUAUGAACAAUUAAAUUUGUGCAAUUGGUGCAUCAGGCUUAGGUUCUGGUUUAGCAAAUUGCAUUAAUCUCUCAAAUUUGACACUUAAUCUUCGUGGUAAUAAAAUUAGUGAUGAAGGUCCAUCAGGCUUAGGUUCUGGUUUAUCAAAUUGCAUUAAUCUCUCAAAUUUGUCACUUGACCUUAUUGAAAAUUAAAUUGGUGCAAAGGGUGCAUCAGGCUUAUCUUCUGGUUUAGCAAAUUGCAUUAAUCUCUCAAAUUUGUCACUUGACCUUAGGUGCAAUCAAAUUGGUGAUGAAGGUACAUCAGGCUUAUCUUCUGGUUUAACAAAUUGCAUUAAUCUCUCAAAUUUGACACUUAAGCUUAAUGGCAAUAAAAUUGGUUAUGAAGGUGCAUCAUGCUUAGGUUCUGGUUUAGCAAAUUGCAUUAAUCUCUCAAAUUUGAUACUUCAGCUUGAGUAAAAAUAGUUUAUUUGUUUUGGAUUGUGA